Molecule: messenger RNA, 917 nt
Organism: Gossypium arboreum
Lineage: Eukaryota; Viridiplantae; Streptophyta; Magnoliopsida; Malvales; Malvaceae
Product: membrane-anchored ubiquitin-fold protein 3-like
Exons: 5
Coding region: 352-711 (119 amino acids)
Source: RefSeq, a predicted model, not a curated record
AUAUAUAUAUAUAUUAAAAAAAAGAAGGUAAAAGAAGAGAAAAGAAAACAGCUGGUAAAGAAAGAACGAAAACUUAUCUGUCUUCCCUUUUUGCAUAAUUCGACUCUCUCACACUGAUCUUCCAUUAAUGGCUUCUUGAUCAGAGCUGUUGACGGGGAACCUUAUCAGAUCAUAUGAAGUGCUCACUUUGUUGGCUAGGUUCUUUGGCGGACGAUUUACAUGCACUCUUACCAAACAAAAUUCUCAGAGGAUUAAUCGAGGUGAGUGAAACGCGAUUUAAUUCUCAGCUAAAGCUUUUCAUCUGUUAUCACAUGCGACCUGCAAGCUGGGAAACAGAGAACAAAGAUUACUAUGGCAGAAGGAGAAGAGCUUAUUGAGCUUAAAUUCUGCACUAACGAUGGAACAGAUGUGGCACACGGUACCUACGCAUUAUCCACGAAUGUUGCAACUCUUAAGCAAAAAAUGGUUGCUGAGUGGCCCCAAGGCAAAACAGUCACACCGAAGUCAAUAAAUGAUUUGAAAAUUAUACAUGCUGGUAAAGUUCUGGAAAACAACAAAACACUAGCUGGUUCCAGGAUAACGUUUGGUGACCUUCCUGCUGGUGUUAUUACCAUGCACGUAAUAGUGCACCCUGCUAUAGCAAAAAAUAAGUCGGGUAAGAGCAAGGAAGAUAUGCAGAAGCUGAAUUCAUGCGGUUGUAUUAUUCUUUAGAAUGUAAAUAUGCUCGGUAGUUGUCAACUGUCAUUAAAUAUAGAUAAUUUUUCCCUCACAUAUGUAGGCGUUAGUUGCUUUUGAAAUGGUGUUCGUCUGUAUACUGGUUGGCCUGCUUACUAUGAUAUCUUUGGUUAUGUGUUCCUUAAUCCUUGUGCAAGUGUAUAACCAUCCUACAAUAGUAAACAUGUUCUGCAAGAAGAAAA